Molecule: messenger RNA, 5219 nt
Organism: Lytechinus pictus (painted urchin)
Lineage: Eukaryota; Metazoa; Echinodermata; Echinoidea; Temnopleuroida; Toxopneustidae
Product: histone-lysine N-methyltransferase PRDM9-like
Exons: 5
Coding region: 316-2853 (845 amino acids)
Biological process (GO): regulation of transcription by RNA polymerase II
Cellular component (GO): chromosome
Molecular function (GO): chromatin insulator sequence binding; protein binding
Source: RefSeq, a predicted model, not a curated record
ACUCACUCAGUCACAACACAACAACAAACUCAUUUCGCUCCGUUCUCAAGUUCGCAGGCAAUCAAGCUUAUUAUAUUUUUUUUCAUUGGAUAACAAAUGACUGAAAUUUUCACGUACUUACCUUAUCUCUUCUUUGAUUUGCGUGAGAUGUCCAAAACAAAGAAAAAAUGCUGAUCCAACACACUGAAUUAACAACACUGUCCUUUUUUUCUGUAGCAACGCAUGCGCAGUGCAAGCUGCUUAACCGAGAGAGAAAGGACACUGUCAAGUGAAGAGAAAUAAGCUUGGUGUACAUGUUGAGGUGAGGGAAGAGAAAUGGAUCCUAACUACAGAGAGAGUUGUCGCGAGGGAUACUUCACUGGAGGAGAGCGAGAUGAUACAAGACAGCAUCAGAUGCCACACUUCACGCACCAGCUGCCCUAUCACUCGAACCUUGUCUCUUCGCUGCAGCAACAAGCAAUUGUCUUGGAGCAGUCGGAUGUUCAGAGGAACAGGGAAGAGUUCUCUGGUAGCCAUGCCAACCCUUCCAUGCUUAGAUCCAUAUACUCAGGUUCAGGGUCAGUACUACCAAGCCCUAACAUUCUCCUGCAAUCAACCAACCACUUCGCAUCAUCCAACAACCAGCAUCCUCAACACCCGCAACACCAGCAUCACCAACAGCAACUCAACCGCCUGCAACCAACAACUCGGCCCCACUUCAUUCCUCCCAGCACAACUCACCUAGCCGGCCCCAACCUUGCCGUUGAUGCGACCGUCGCACAGCAUAUCGACCCUGGUAUCGAGAGACCGGAGACUUCCCGAGACUCCCUCGAUGCUACCUUGAACGAACCCUUGGAGUUGUCCACUCCCAGACAACACCAGGACACCUCGUCAAAGACUCUCAUGAAAGACAAGGGUGUAGCCCCACCGAAGCCUCCCAACCCCAUCCUCCAACCGAAGCAUCUUAACCUCAUUCCUACGCCCCAACCCAAAAGCCUCUUGCCACCUCUCCGGAGAAGGGACAGGGUUCAACCCAGGUCGGGCGGUCAGCUUCCAGAGUUCCUCGCCUUCAAGUAUCUUCGUAACGAGAAGGAGAAUAUAGUUGGAGUUGUGGCCAAAGAUAAUGUUGAUGAAGACAUGGAGUUUGGACCGUACAAUGGCAAUUUCCUGGAUGAAGAGAUAGGGUCUACUAAAGAAUCAACGUGGGAGCUCUGCACUGGGGGAAAAGUCUUCCUCUACAUGGAUGGUAAGAAGAAGGACCAACUAAUCUGGAUGUCCUACGUUCAGAGCGCUCGUAACGAACAGGAACAGAACCUAGAAGCGUGCCAAUACUACGGACAGAUCUACUUCAGAACUACAAAGUGCAUUGAACCAGGAAGUGAACUUAGAGUGUUCUACAGUAAAGAGUAUUCAGAGUCCAUCGGGUUUAAGACCGCUCUCAAAGACUUAGAUUAUCACGAGGAAGAUGACUAUUUUCAGUGUAACUCCUGUGAGAGCCAAUUCCCGACAGCCAAACGAAUGUUCCGUCACAUGAAGUUUGAUCAUGAACAAGACUCUAGUGAUGACCUACGACCCGUGAUUACAUGGAAGGUCAAAUGUAAGACAGAAUGCACAAAGUCAGAGGAGUUACCUUCUUCAGGAUUUAAGGAUAUUGAGACGGAACCCGCGGAGGGAUCGUCACAGGUUUAUUCCCCAGGUCAGUUCAUCUGUACGAUCUGUGGCAAGAAGUUUCCUACGGAAGGCCGUCUUGAAGCUCAUUCCAUGUUUCAUGAAUUCAGUGAAGAGCACACGUGCAUCAUCUGCGGAGAGAAGCAACGCAACUCCAGGGCUCUCACCAAACAUAUGGCCAAGCACGAGACGGUCGUCCAUAAGUGCCGCAAGUGUGACAAGUCGUACAAGUGCAGAAACAGCUUGCUCCGUCACAACCGGGAGGCCCAUGUCCUGGGUCGGAAGCAGGAGAAGGGGAGUUUGAAAGACGAACAAACCCACAAGGAAUACAACAAAGAUGCAGAUACUGUAUGGAAGAAGAAGAAAUACAGGAAAACUCCAAAGACAGAACCCAAUCCUGGUUUGCCAGCCGAGGUUCCGGGAGAGACUAAGGUUACCAAUGACAGUAAUCCAGGUACAAAGGCUGCUCCAAGAAAGAGAGUUCCAAAGGCUAAACCAACUCCUGAAGAACCUAAAGAUAUGCUGGGAAAGACAGUAACAUACUACAAUAGACCUAGACCUUUCAAGUGUAGGCAUUGUCCACGGCGAUACAGGUCCAAGACCGCAGUCUUGGAGCAUGAGAGGGAAGUCCAUGAAAACAAAGGAACUUAUAAGUGUAACCUGUGCCCUCGUGUCUUCGUGAAAGAGAGCAAUUUCUUUCAACACUACCAGAGUCACGAGCAGAACCGUCUCUACCGCUGUUCACUCUGUCCGCGUGCCUUUGCAUCAGAUAGUGCCCUCGCCAACCAUCAAGGGGAACACACAGGCCUCAAACCGUUCAAAUGCGAGAUUUGCGGAAAGGGAUUCCGGAUCCGCAAGUGGGUGUGUGCUCAUAAACGCAGGAUGCAUCAGACGAGAGAGCUGCGCUUCUUCUGCUCCUUCUGCAACAAAGGCUUCACGGACAAAGGUCCGCUCCAGAAGCACGAGCUACGUCAUAAGGGUAUCCGACCGUUUGUCUGUAUGAUAUGUGGUAAGGGGUUUGGAGUGAAGUAUGUUCUUGAGGUCCACAUGCAGAGUGUACACGCCGAGGAGAAGAAGUAUGAAUGUGAAGUGUGCGGUAAGAAGUUUUCAUUGAACCAACACUACGUGACUCAUAUAUUUAAACAUAGAGCACAAGGAGAAGAUAUUCCUGGAUUAGCCUCAGCCCAGGAAGAGCAGGAGAAUUGAAUAGCUCCUCCUUUGAGUGGUAUUGUCAGAGAAAUUCAAAUGCAACUCUUUCUGCAACAUACCCCAGGGCUUCGUCUUAACAAAGAGUUGCGAGUUAUCUGGUCAAUCACAUCUAUGGAAAGGCAGCAACGUCAACAUCUAUUAUGAAUGUUCAAAAUAUUUUCUAACUCUGAUGUAUAUUCAUCAAUCAUUGUUUACUUGAAAAAUUCUGUGUGCUUCUCUUUGUUUAUGAAUAACAGUGCGCAAAUUCGAUGUUGGAAAUGUUAUGACAUUUGGAUUUCCAUAGAGUUGAGAUUGAUUGGAUCAAUCGUAACCCUUUGUAAUACGCGACCCAGGUUUGACAGAUCCUAGACAACCUUGCCAUUCAUACAUUCUAAUUAUUGUAAAUGAUAAUAAUCAAACUUCUAGUAUCUAGUGUAUGAUAUUUUUAGUCACAUCAAUUCAGCAUCUCUGUUUACAAAUGUGCAAAUCCAUGAUUUAUCCGUAAAUUCUAAUAUCUGUCAUUUGUUGCCCCCCCAAAGCAAUUUGUAUUUUUGAAUAGGUAGUGAGUGCUUCCUCGUUGUGUAUUGAUAUAAAUUGUAAAAAAUGCAAUUUUAAAAGUACAAGAAAUAUUUUUUUUACAUACUAUGUAUUUAUCUGUAUGGUAUACAGUUUGCAAUUUAACAAAUCAUGUUAAUUGAGAAUUUAACUAAUGCUUUGAGUAACCUCGUAAUGCGAAUUCAUUUAAACAACUCAUGGAGCUUGAACAAACAAAAAAAAUUGAUAAUAGAAAAUACAGAUUGAAAUCUUUUCAUGAAAUUGUUAUAAGACAAAAAUUUACUAUUUUAGCCACCCAAUUUGAAUUAGUUGAUGUAAUUUCCAGAACACCAUAGGGCUAAAUACAUUUGGUCCUCUAUUAUAUUUUGGUGUUUCUAUUAUGUAAUGAUCCAUUUGACCAUGUGUAUGGAUUCUGUAAAGCACAUCAGCACAAGCUGUUAGUUAUGAAAGGAUCUUUGUUAUAGCUACUGGUAUUAUCAAUGUUUACAAAUGUGAAUCAAAGAAAAUAAUGGGAGAGUUCCCCCCCCCCUUCCUCCUGUAUUGUCAUUUCAUUUUCUUCAAAAAGACGUUUUACUGUAUCAAAGUUUAUAGAUUGCUUUUCUUGCCACAUAUUUAGAUCCAAAUAUUUCAUGUGCCAAAUUUACAUGUAAAACUCACCUUUUUUUUUCACUGGCUAAAUCGAUAAUGCAAUAUAUUUCUUUUAUAGUCUCAUAUUGAAAAAGCAUUAUGUCCUUUUGUCAUUGUGUAGUUUUAAGAUGAAAAAUAUCCUUGCUACGAGCCCAUCUUGCUUGAAUUUGUUUAGGCAGAUUAAAUUAAUGAUUAAUAUUCCAUUUGUUUUUAAAUGAUUCUGAUAUCUGUUAAAUUGCAUUUUUUAAAUAUAUAUUUUUUAAUCUUACCCUAUUUUCAUUGGACUGCAGUAAUUGUGCAAAUGACGGCUCUAUUUAUUACAAGACAGUAUCCUGUAUUUAAUACUAAAAAGGUUCAUCUGAUUGGUGUGUAGACAUGAGAAAAAGUUCUGGAUUUUAAAAUCACAUACCUGUUUUUUUUCCGUCGGACAAAGGUCUGAUUAAGCUUGCAGCCUAGCAAGCAAAAGCUUGGGGGGGGGGGCAGUCAAAUAUAUUGCAGUACACACGCGUGACCAAUAAAACACGUUUAAAGGAGUGUUUUUUUCAGUUUUCAACGCGGGCCACGCGCGCACUUGUAAAGGGUAUCAAAAACACAGAUUUUCAAAAAAGGGUAAAACUGGUCAAUGGUCAGUCGCAGGGUCAAACGUAUUUAGGGUAUGUUUUUUUCCCCCCAAGCUUUUCCCCCGGGGUCAUAUUUUGGCGACAGCUUGUUUAGGGGCAAAAAUGUGUAAAUAAAGCCCGCGAAAAACUUGUUUAGGGGGUUAUUUUGCACACAGAGAAAAACUCGUUUAGGGGGUGUUUGGAAAUAAUUUGGCCACGCGUGUGUACAGAAAUUUAUUUGACUGGCCCCGCCGGGGCAAAAGCUUACCCAAAACGGGUAAAUCUUUGUGACUGUGUAAUAAAGAACCUUUUCUUAAGUGUCCUGUAAUGUGUAUUCAAAGCAAAUUUGAUUUUGCUAAUUAGAAGGAUUGUAAUAUCAUUGGUGCUGAUGCAUUUGCUUCAUCCUUGACCUUUUAAAUGUUAAUUUAAUGCUAAAUGCUAAUUUAAGAAAAUUACAAUGAAAUGUAUUCAUUCACUGAGUAGAUUGAUAUCAUUGAGCUUUUUAGAAGAUAUCAUUGUAAUGUGUUUUCAUAUUUAAGAUAGUCUCGUGAUCAGUCUAGAUGUACAUUUAUGUCCUCUUGAAUAAAAUUUCUACAUGUAUGU